Molecule: messenger RNA, 4006 nt
Organism: Cavia porcellus (domestic guinea pig)
Lineage: Eukaryota; Metazoa; Chordata; Mammalia; Rodentia; Caviidae
Gene: Pcdhb3
Product: protocadherin beta 3
Exons: 1
Coding region: 695-3103 (802 amino acids)
Biological process (GO): homophilic cell-cell adhesion
Cellular component (GO): plasma membrane
Molecular function (GO): calcium ion binding
Source: RefSeq, a predicted model, not a curated record
AAAUAUACAGUAAGAAAUCACUAGUUAAUAGAUUACAUAUUGUCAUCUUAGAAAUAGUUGUUCAAAUUACAAAAUUAAGGCAUACAAAGUGGACAUUCAAACAGUGAGAUUGCAAACAGUUCUGUUCAAUGAUCCAACAAAAACUUAGUAAUAUGGUUUUCUAUCUUACACUCUUAAAUAUACAUGCAGUUAUAUCCUUUAGAUCACUUUCUUUUCCUCUCUUUUUUACAAUAACAAUUACACAUAGCAUAUAACAUUUCUGGUAACUGUAGAAAUACGAAAGUUAGACUAACACAUGAUUUUUAUUUAAUUAGAACACUGUUACUCCCUAUGUUCUGUUUAAGUCAUGUUAUAAGAGAAAUUAUUACAGUAGCCUAAUCGAGUAUGCUAAAAGGAACUGUAAUACAACAGUUACAAAUUUUUAAAGAAAUAUUGAACAUUAAAUUUUCAAAGAUUUUAAAACUGCAAGCGAACGCAUGGUGGCGCUGUUGACUAAAAAAAGCAAAUUUGCUAACCCUACUCCUGAAGUACACACGGAUCUACUGCAGUAAACUAGGGUCUGUGAGCCUGGGCAGAUUUUUAAACAAGCAAAUCUGAGCCUCUGGAAGGGACUAUUUUCCAGGCUUCGGCGUAAAAGCCUUUUCGCUACCCAGUAGUGUCUGAGGUUCGACUUGACGAUAUUCCUUGGAAGAACAUGGUAGACUGUACAAUGGAGACAAGAAAGGAGCACUUUCUUAAACAAAGGCAAGUCUUGCUUCUCUUUGUUUUACUGGGUGGGUCUCUGGCUGAUUUCGCGUCGAGAAGUUAUUCCGUGGCUGAAGAAAAUGAGAGGGGUUUUUUAAUAGCGAAUCUAGCAAAAGAUUUGGGAGUAGGGGUAGAGGAACUGGCCACAAGGAAUACCCAGGUUGUUUCCAAAGGGAACAAACUGCUUUUUCACUUCAGUCAUCAAACUGGUGACUUAUUUCUGAGUAACAAAUUGGACCGGGAGGAGUUAUGUGGUCCCACUGAGCCGUGUAUACUGCAUUUUCAGAUAUUACUGCAUAACCCACUGCAAUUUAUUACAAAUGAACUCAGGGUCAUAGAUGUAAACGAUCAUUCUCCGGUAUUCUUUGAAAAUGAAAUGCAAGUAAAAAUCCUAGAAAGCUCUUCACCAGGGACAGUCAUUUCCUUGGGAAAUGCUGAGGACUUAGAUGUGGGAAGAAACAGUCUUCAAAACUACACGAUCUCUCCUAAUGCUCACUUCCACGUUCUUACACGCAGUCGGAGGGAUGGAAGGAAGUACCCAGAAUUGGUGUUAGACAAAGCACUGGAUCGGGAGGAGCAGCCCGAGCUCAGCUUAACGCUCACGGCGCUGGAUGGAGGCUCACCUCCACGGUCGGGGACAGCCCAGAUUCAAAUCCUGGUCUUAGACAUAAAUGACAAUGCCCCAGAAUUCAAACAGUCACUCUAUGAGGUUCAGAUUCUUGAGGACAGAACUAUUAAUUCUGUCAUUCUCACAGUAUCGGCUUCUGAUUUAGAUACAGGAACUUUUGGAGCAGUGUCAUAUUCAUUUUUUCAUGCUUCUGAAGAAGUUCUCAAAACUUUUCUAUUAAACCCAAUUACUGGUGAUAUACUACUAAUCAAAUAUUUGAAUUUUGAAGCAAUUAAUACUUAUGAAGUCGACAUAGAGGCUAAAGAUGGUGGAGGUCUUUCAGGAAAAUCCACAGUCAUAGUUCAAGUGCUUGAUGUGAAUGACAACGCACCAGAACUGACCUUGUCCUCAGUCAACAGUCCUAUCCCUGAGAACUCUGGAGAGACUGUGGUGGCUGUUUUCAGUGUUUCAGAUCCAGACUCUGGAGAAAAUGGAAAAAUGAAGUGUUCUGUGCCGAAUAAUCUCCCUUUCCUGCUGAAACCAUCCGUAGAGAAUUUCUACACACUUGUGACAAACACAGCUUUGGACAGAGAGACCACAGCCGAGUACAACAUCACCAUCACCGUCACCGACCUGGGGACGCCCAGGCUGAAAACCCAGCACACCAUCACCGUGCUGGUCUCCGACGUCAACGACAACGCCCCCACCUUCACCCAAAGCUCCUACACCCUCUCGGUGCCCGAGAACAACAGCCCCGCCCUGCACAUCGGCAGCGUCAGCGCCACAGACUCAGACUCGGGCACCAACGCCCAGCUCACCUACUCGCUGCUGCCGCCGCCCCACGACCCGCUCCCGGGCCUCGCCUCGCUCGUGUCCAUCAACGCCGACACCGGCCAGCUGUUCGCGCUGCGGGCGCUGGACUACGAGGCCCUGCGCGCCUUCGAGUUCCGCGUGCGCGCCACCGACCGCGGCGCGCCCCCGCUCAGCGGCCAGGCGCGCGUGCGCGUGCGCGUGCUGGACGCCAACGACAACGCGCCCUUCGUGCUGCACCCGCUGCAGAACGCGUCCGCGCCCUGCACCGAGCUGCUGCCCCGCGCCGCCCAGCCCGGAUACCUGCUCACCAAGGUGGUGGCGGUGGACGCCGACGCGGGCCAGAACGCCUGGCUGUCCUUCCAGCUGCUGCAGGCCAGCGAGCCCGGGCUGUUCAGCGUGUGGGCGCACAGCGGCGAGGUGCGCACCGCCAGGCCGCCGGGCGAGCGCGACGCGCCCAGGCAGCGGCUGCUCGUGCUGGUCAGGGACAACGGCCAGCCGCCGCUGUCGGCCAGCGUCACGCUGCACGUGCUGCUGGUGGACGGCUUCUCGCAGCCGCACCUGCCUGGGCCCGAGGCGGCGGCCGAGCGCGCGCAGGCCGACCCGCUCACCGGCCCCCUGGUGGUGGCGCUGGCCUCGGUGUCGUCGCUCUUCCUGUGCUGGCUGCUGCUCUUCGUGGCGCUGAGGCUGUGCGGGAGGAGCGGGCGGGCCGCGCUGCCUGGCUGCCCUGCGCCCGAGGGCCCCUUUCCGGGCCAGCUGCUGGACGUCAGCGGGGCGGGCACGCUGGCCCACAGCUACCAGUAUGAGGUGUGUCUCACUGGAGACUCUGGGACUGGUGAGUUCAAAUUCCUGGAGCCUUUUUCCCCCAACCUCCCACCCCAGAGUGCUGGGGCAGAAACAGAAGGAAACGUUGCUGUCCGGAACAGUUUUGGGUUCCAGUAGUGGACUGAUUAUGAUGCUAUGUUUUCUGCCGUUUAUUCCUAAAUGACUCAGCUAUAGAAGUGUUAGGGAGAAACAUUUCACCUUUAGAUAUAGCUUUGAUUUUUCUCUUAUAAGGGAUUUAUGCAUUGAAUUUUUACCUUUCAGUUUAUAAAAUUCAAUUGUAAUUUUUUAGUGUAAUGCUAGGGAUACAACCUGUGGCUUAGUAUAUUUGUGUUUUAUAAUUGAACUGUCCCUGGCUCAAGGCUACUUCAGUGUGCUUCUUUACAUGUUAUCGUCCCAAAUCAGCGUCAUAGGGACCCUGGCCCACAGCUACCAAUAUGAGGUGUGUCUCACUGGAGACUCUGAAACUGGUGAGUUCAAAUUUUUGAAACCAAUUAUCUCCAAUAACCUACUUCAAGACACUGAAGAGGACUGUUGCAAAAUAUCAAUUACAGAAAUAAUUUAUGUUUCAUUAGGAUCGGAAGGUAGUGUUUCUCUAUGGAUGUAUUUCCUUUUAUUCAAAAAUCUUUAGUUCAGUAUUGAACAGUGUUUUAAUAUAUUUUUAUUUUUAUGUAGUUACAUGUUAAUUCAUGUUCUUGUUUUCAUCUGUUUGCUGUGUUCUCAUGGAAUCAUAAUGUCUCUUUUUCUUUUACUAAUAUGAGAACAAAAUUUAUUACCUAUAAUGUAAUGUUUUCAAAGAUGUGUAGGAAUGUGUUUCAAAUUCUGUAUUUCAAGGCAAACUCAACAGAGUUUGAAAGCACUACUUUUAUGUUAUCUUGUUGAAUAUAUCUGUACAAUACGCAUUAUUGUAUCCCUAAAGCAGUUUUGCACAUCAUUAUUGAAGUUGUUAUAAAUGUGCUUUCUUUAAGUUAUAGUAAUUCACGAUCUCUUUUGGCAUAGCACUCAAAUAAAAUAUUUAAUUCA